CGUCAUCUUCCAGCGCGUGAGUUACCUUGUGGCUGACAGUCAGCAGUAAGCCACACGGUUAGUUAAUGCUGUUAAGACAAUCCGUAGCUUUUCUCAGUUAUUGACUGAAAAAAAAAUGUCUUCACUUUUAAAGGUGGACAGUGAAAUCAAGUCAAAGGUUGAUGUUUUCAGGGAACGAAUCACAUCAGAGGCAGAAGAUCUGGUGGCAAAUUUCUUCCCUAAAAAAUUAUUAGAAUUGGACCAGUUUCUGAAGGAUCCUGUAAUAAAUAUCCGUGAACUGAAAGAAAUCCAUUCUGAGAUAAACUUGGCUGUACCAGAUCCAAUUCUGCUUACCGACAUCCAUGAUGGACUUGAGGGACAAAAUGCCAAGAAGCGAAAACUUGAAGAUGGUGCCGGAGAUGACAAAGUUGGUGGGACCAAGGUGUAUAUAAUGCCUGGUGGAAUGAUGAAAAGCAAUGGCAAGCUGGUGGACCUGAUCGAGAGGGUUAAGCCUGAGAUCAGAACCCUCAUAGAGAAAUGCAACACUGUCAAGAUGUGGGUGCAGUUGUUGAUUCCAAGAAUAGAAGAUGGCAACAAUUUUGGCGUUUCAAUCCAGGAGGAGACUGUGGCUGAGCUCAGAACAGUGGAGGGAGAGGCAGCCUCUUAUCUGGACCAGAUAUCCAGAUACUACAUCACAAGAGCAAAGCUAGUUUCCAAAAUAGCAAAAUAUCCACAUGUGGAGGACUAUAGGCGCACAGUAACAGAGAUUGACGAGAAGGAGUACAUAAGUCUCAAGAUCAUAGUCUCAGAACUGAGAAAUCAAUAUGUAACUUUGCAUGAUAUGAUCCUGAAGAACAUUGAGAAGAUAAAACGACCACGAAGCAGCAAUACGGAUGCUCUCUACUAAGAAUGCUCACCUUCUGAUCUUCUAAUCCUUUUUGUCCAUGGGACUAGUUGGAACCUUUUGGACUGGUUAUGGUGCAGUUAUGAACCCGUUAAAACCAGGCCAAGACAAGCCAGCUCCAUCGGGCCGUUAACGGAACUGUAAUAUAUGAUCAUUAUUUUAAACCCUUUAAAAAAAAAAAUCAAAUCCCUAUCAAUUUCCUAGUGGACAGUGUUAAUGUGUGGAGAGUCUGAAUUUGCAUCAUGAGGAGGUUGCCUCGGUUGUUUUUCUUAUUUAAUUGAACAAAUAUCUUAACAUUGGGGUUUCUUUUAUCUCUCACAAAACCAAAUGCAAAGUAGCACUGUUUUGGGGGGAUCUAAGGCAUUUUACAUGUUUUAGACUCAGUUUAGUGACUGUGAAUGUAAGACACAAAAAGGCUCGUCUGAUGAUUGGUUUCUACAGUUGUGUUACGAAGUUCUUAUCGAUGCUGUAUUUUACUUAUUUCACUCUGUUCAUCUAAUAUAUAAAUGUAGUCCAAGAUGAACAGCUGUACUUGUGCAUCAUUUUACAUUCACUGAGUUAGAUCUUAUUUCAUUGGUGCAAUGCAGAUAUUUUACCUUAUUUUUGACCUACCAAAUUCCCAAAGCUUCAUAUGCCUCUUAUUUUUGUCCAGUUUUAAGAGAUGUGUUUUGCUGAAUAAAAUGUCUUUUUUUUUUCUUCA
Messenger RNA from Pangasianodon hypophthalmus (striped catfish), 1583 nucleotides. RefSeq names its product proteasome activator subunit 3 (gene psme3). Lineage: Eukaryota; Metazoa; Chordata; Actinopteri; Siluriformes; Pangasiidae. Gene Ontology annotation, molecular function: endopeptidase activator activity. Gene Ontology annotation, biological process: positive regulation of endopeptidase activity; regulation of G1/S transition of mitotic cell cycle; regulation of proteasomal protein catabolic process. The record is from RefSeq and is a predicted model, not a curated record. The coding region runs from base 116 to 886 and encodes 256 amino acids. The transcript is spliced from 11 exons. Gene Ontology annotation, cellular component: nucleoplasm; cytoplasm; proteasome activator complex.